Messenger RNA from Marasmius oreades (fairy-ring Marasmius), 1171 nucleotides. RefSeq lists its product as uncharacterized. Lineage: Eukaryota; Fungi; Basidiomycota; Agaricomycetes; Agaricales; Marasmiaceae. Gene Ontology annotation, biological process: regulation of peroxisome size; peroxisome fission. Bases 58 to 1080 code for a protein of 340 amino acids. Gene Ontology annotation, cellular component: peroxisomal membrane. The transcript has 6 exons. The record is from RefSeq and is a predicted model, not a curated record.
UCAGUCCACUCUCUAGAUGGCAGCCAAUUCUCUUAUGAUGCCAGCUCUUCGUUUCAAAUGAACCCACUCUCUUCGCAUCCUCCACGAACCCCUAGGACCUCGACUGUCUCCAACGGAAAUUCACUUCAUGGAACAAGUAUAUAUGAAACUCAAGAAAGAAAGGAAGAAGACGAUGACGACGAUGAGCAUAACGAGGAAAUCGAACAGGAGCAGACGAGCGCGACCAGAAUACGGAGAGAAGAGGUUUGGAGAGAAAUGGUCAAGACGAGUGACGGCAGAGACAAAACAUUCAAACUAAUACAAUACUCGAUUCGUGUUUAUCUGUUAUUCCACACGACAGCGGCAGCAAGUCGAUUUCUGAGAGCGUAUACCCGUCGGCCUUUCAUGCAGGAGUUAGUCAAGCGAUUGACGUCCACCAUGUCAGGACUGUCUUUCUCGAGAAAAACGCUCCUUCUCUUCAACUGGUUGAGCCCUUUAAUGACUAUAGUGGCCCAACGACAUUCUGUUCCUUUCUCCUCCGGCAAUCCGCUGCUACCGACAUCAAAAAAGCAGGAGCAGACCGUCUCGCUAUUACAGUCGAUACUUUACGCGCCACCGCCAGUGUUACUCGGCCUGGUCAAUGCAAUUGCGGACGAUUUGUACGCUCUGUCGUUGCUCGGAAUUUUAGGGAAGAAGAGCGGUGAACGUGCUUCGCGAUUCGCAGAUCGGUGCUGGUGGCUCGCUACCGUGGUAGGACUGGUAGAAAACAGUGUUGAGAGACAAGUGGUUGGAAAUUUGUACCAUGAAGUCGAGUCACGAUUAUACAAGGACUCUAUGUCCGGAGUAACCGAAAAGUCGAAAUCUACGGCAUCAAGGCUCGAAGAAAAAGAACUUACUCGACUUCAGAUACGCGAUUACUGGCUACAGAUUUCCCGGGCCAAACUCAUCAUGGACCUCGUCUUCUCUUCCUACGAUGUGUUUAGGAUCCAAAAGUUCAAGGAGCCGGUGCAGACAUUUACAGGGUUGGCAGCCGCAGUGCUCAGUUCCGCAAAGUUAUAUGAGCGACAUAAGGGAACGUUAUUGAAAAAACAGGGACAAUAGCCUGUCUCUACUUUAGGUUCAUCAAUAGUUACCACUAGUGCUUCAUUUUCCUUACUUAUGUUAGUGGAAUCUAUACCAGUGCUCUGUUUGA